AUGGGAAAUACUUCAUUCAGGUCACUAUACUCUCUAGCAAUGCAUUCUUGCAACAUUUCUAAGUUCCCCAAGUUCUUGAAAGGCCUUAAUGCUUUAAAGAUUCUUGACUUUUCUGAUAACAAGAUAGAAGGAUCUCUUCCAUCCGGAAUAUGCAAUAUGAGCUACCUACAAGUUCUUGAUGUAUCAGAUAAUAAUUUGAGUGGUUUGAUCCCGGAGUGUCUGGUCAAGCUCGCAAGUCUAUCAGUUUUGAACUUGAAAGGAAACAGAUAUGAUCAAAUGCCUUCUACUUUUACAUUUGCUGACAAUAAUCUUCAAUCUCUGAAUAUAAAUGGCAAUCGAUUGAAAGGGAAGUUGCCAAGAUCACUGGCCAAUUGCAAAAUGCUAGAGAUUCUUGAUUUAGGAAACAAUAUGAUAUCUGAUACUUUCCCAUUUUGGUUGGAAAAACUCCCUUCACUUAAAGUUCUGAUCUUAUGA
Ipomoea nil (Japanese morning glory) is the source of this 474-nucleotide messenger RNA. Its product is annotated as receptor like protein 30-like. Lineage: Eukaryota; Viridiplantae; Streptophyta; Magnoliopsida; Solanales; Convolvulaceae. The record is from RefSeq and is a predicted model, not a curated record. Gene Ontology annotation, molecular function: protein binding. The transcript has 2 exons. The coding region runs from base 1 to 474 and encodes 157 amino acids.